This is a messenger RNA of Erythranthe guttata (spotted monkey flower), 894 nucleotides long. Lineage: Eukaryota; Viridiplantae; Streptophyta; Magnoliopsida; Lamiales; Phrymaceae. The record is from RefSeq and is a predicted model, not a curated record.
UCUUGGUCGAUAAACCUCUAGUAAUCGAUUCGGUUUAUCGCACAAAAUUAGAGAUGAAACAGUUGGUACUUAUCCUAUUCCCCUUACUUUUCCUUUUCUUUGCCGCACUAACUUCCGGCCAGUCCACGGCGGCAGCCGCCCCUGCAACGCCAGGCCCAACCAACCUGACCGCCAUCCUCGAGAAAGCCGGCCGAUUCACCAUAUUCAUCCGCCUAUUGCAGAGCACCAAAGUGGCGGACCAGAUCUACACACAACUCAACAAUUCAAACCAAGGCCUCACUGUUUUCGCCCCAACCGACGGCUCAUUCUCCGGCCUGAAAUCAGGCACACUCAAUUCCUUCUCCGACGAGCAGAAAACCGAACUCAUCCAAUUCCACGUCCUCCCUUCCUAUUUCUCUCCAUCGCAGUUCGAUACCGCGAGCAAUCCCCUGCGCACGCAAGCCGGCGGCAGCGAAGAGCUUUUCCCCCUGAACGUAACCGCCUCAUCGACGGGGAAUCAAGUGAACAUCACAACUGGAGAGACGAAUGCGACGGUGGCAAAUCGCCUUUAUAAAGAGACGCUCCAUUCCCCAAUAUCACAACUGUAGAGGUGCUUUUGUGUGUCACGUGCGGCGCACGUGCGAUUUUCCGUCCAAACUAACUGGACAAAUGGACGGAGGGACAGAAACGGCAUAAAAGUGACAUGUUUAGGGACGAAAAUUGUAACUUCAUCUUGUUUAGGGACGAAAAUCGUUUAAGUGGUAAUGUAUAGGGACGAAAAGUGUAAUUAUCCCUGUUUUUCAACCACUGAUUCCAUUUGUGUUGUGCUUGCCGUACGGCCAACUCAACAGUGGUAGAGAAUACUUGGAGUACAUUGUGAUAAGGGAGAUAGGUUGAAAUUAAAACCCUUGAGAA